CAAGCAGAGUAAAAUUUGCUUAUCUAUUAAUUUUAAUUUAGCACAUUGCUUUGUUGUUUAUAUCCACGAAAAUGGUGCUAAAACAAACCGAAGCAGCCAAUGCUCCCAUUGUUAAAUGGAUUGGAGCUCACGAUCCACUAGUUACGGUCGAUCAUUUGCAACACAAAAACGUUUAUUUUUACGCCAAGUGUAUUAUCGGUCCCCUGACAUUAAGUGUGGGAGACUUCGUUCUAGUGUCGAAUGCUGAUUCCGCCUACCCAGAUACGGACGAAGGCUGUGACAUAGCCAAAAUUCUCUAUCUGUACGAGCUGAGGGAACUAAUGCCCGACAAGGAUCCCUGUCGUGCCGUAGUUCAGUGGUAUUCACGCCCGGAGUGUAUUCCUCAUAAGCAUUUUGAUGAUGACACAAUUUGCGUAGAUUUUGCCACAGAAGUUAUUGAGGAACACCGACCAUACGACGCAGACAUCUCACUGGAGACCAUUUAUCGUAAAUGUAGUGUUAUUUGUGGCUCCCCAGAAAAUUCAGCCGCUGGCCUAUUACAGAGUUUCAAUUCAAAGCGCACCAAUUGCCCAAUGUUUGUGUGUCGCUAUAAAUUCAUUAAAGUUAAGAAUUCAUAUCGCCUCGAGCCACUACAAUUCACUAAUGAGGAUGUAGCAACGGCUGGCGACCGUGGCCGGAGAAGAUCAACAACUGCUGCUGUUACGGAAUCGAAAGCAUCGUCUGCCAAAAAACCUAGGCGUUCCUGUGCCACAAACAAUGAGGGUAGGACACGACGUGCCUCUGUUAGUGCUACAAAUGCUUUGGAAUUUGUAGACCUUACUUAUUUCAAUGAGGAAAACAAAGUAUCUCCCAUUAAAAUUAUAGGUGGACGCAGUGUUGUUCGCCUUUCGGCCAAAAAGAAGCAAUCAACAGGUGAAAAGACAAAAGGGGAAGAUGAAAUAAAUGCCAAUUACUUGCCAGCAUCGCCAUUGGCUGAGCAGAACAUUAAAGUUACACCCAGAUCACGAGCUGCCGCUGCAAAGCGAAAUUUGAACCUGAGUUUGGAUAAUGGAGCUGAUACUACCGCAGAUUCAGAUUGCCUAAACUAUUCCAUUGUAAAAGAAACACCAGACCGGAAAGAACCUCCCAAUGAGAUGAAGAUAAAGUUGAGAUUAUCCGAAAGGAGACGUUCCACACGACUUUCAUCAAUGGAAGAAGAUCCCCUUGCCAUUCAGCCUGAUUUGGAAGCUAAACCAGAGGAAUCCCAUCCCAAAACUCCUUCAAGAAAAUCGAAGCUUGCUACAGAAGGUACACCUUCAACUAGAAAGAAAAAUGAAUCGGUAAAGAAGUCUCAAAAUGCUGAUGACAUUUAUCACACGCCCACUAAAAAGGCUAAAGAAACAAAAGAAACAGGGGAGGGCACUCCGUCGCAAAACCGCAGAAAAAGUAUCUUAAAAUCUGCCGCAUCAAGAUUAGCUGAAGGUACACCUAGGAGAAGCAUACAACUGUCUAGUAUUGUUGAACAAAGGGUCUUCAAUGAUGAUGAUAUCAUAAAUACACCAAAACGUACCAAAGCUCGGAAAAGUAUUGCACUACCUGUAGUGGAUAGCGACAAAACUGCGGCAGAUGCCGAUGAAGAAUACACCCCAAAGAAGACUCAACAGAAAACUCCCUCGAAAGGACGACGAAGCACAACAAAAGCCACCGAAGCCCCGGGAACACCCAAAACUCCAUCACAAAAACUUAAAAUGAUACGUUCUGGAGAGAUCAAACCCACUCUAGAAAAACGCGACUCUUUAGCUGGUUCUGAAAAAGGAAAAACUGACUUACAAAUAGCUCGUGAGCGUCUACACGUCUCAGUAGUACCUAAAAGUUUGCCCUGUCGCGAGAAAGAAUUUGAAAAUAUUUACACCUUUUUGGAAGGUAAAAUUCAAGAUCAAUGUGGUGGUUGUAUGUACGUGUCUGGUGUUCCCGGAACAGGAAAAACGGCCACCGUCACAGGUGUUAUACGAAUGCUACAAAAGAGAGUGGCCGAAGACGAUUUACCGCCAUUCGAUUUUUUGGAAAUAAAUGGCAUGCGUUUGACUGAACCUCGUCAAGCUUACGUUCACAUAUACCGUCAGUUAACUGGUAAAACAGUGUCGUGGGAACAUGCCCAUGCGUUGCUGGAAAAAAGAUUCACCACACCUGCACCCCGCCGAGUUACAACAGUAUUACUGGUUGAUGAACUGGACAUAUUGUGUAAUCGCAGACAAGAUGUAGUCUACAAUUUACUUGACUGGCCAACUAAGUCCGCAGCGCGCCUUGUCGUGGUAACUAUUGCCAAUACUAUGGAUCUGCCAGAACGUUUACUCAUGGGAAAGGUGACAUCCCGUUUGGGUUUGACGCGUUUAACUUUCCAGCCAUAUACUCACAAACAAUUACAAGAGAUUGUAACCGGUCGGUUACAGGGUUCUGAAGCAUUUAAAGGCGAUGCCGUUCAAUUGGUUGCUAGAAAAGUAGCAGCUGUAUCGGGUGAUGCUCGUAGAGCAUUAGAUAUUUGCCGCAGAGCCACAGAAAUUGCGGAUGCAGCUGCAACUAAAUGCGUAAAUAUGUUACAUGUACAGCAAGCCUUAAACGAAAUGAUUUCAAGUGCCAAAGUACAGGCCAUAAAGAACUGCUCUCGACUGGAACAAAUUUUCCUACAAGCUGUGGUGGCAGAGGUUACUCGUACCGGCGUCGAAGAAACCUCGUUUAUGGGUGUCUAUACACAAAUUGAAACCAUAGCAGCAUUUAUGGGUGCCACAACACCUGCACCGGGUCGCGCUUUGCGUAUUUGCGCCAAACUGGGUUCGGAACGCUUGCUUAUAUGCGAACACUCCCGCAAUGAUGUUUUCCAAAAAAUUCUACUCAACGUCAGCAUGGAUGACAUACAUUACGCAUUGAAGGUUAACAAUUCAAACUGAU
Musca vetustissima is the source of this 2925-nucleotide messenger RNA. It is a transcript of the gene Orc1, whose product is annotated as origin recognition complex subunit 1. The record is from RefSeq and is a predicted model, not a curated record. The transcript has 5 exons. Bases 72 to 2924 code for a protein of 950 amino acids. Gene Ontology annotation, biological process: mitotic DNA replication checkpoint signaling; DNA replication initiation. Gene Ontology annotation, molecular function: ATP hydrolysis activity; chromatin binding; ATP binding. Lineage: Eukaryota; Metazoa; Arthropoda; Insecta; Diptera; Muscidae. Gene Ontology annotation, cellular component: nuclear origin of replication recognition complex.